Colletotrichum scovillei is the source of this 519-nucleotide messenger RNA. RefSeq lists its product as uncharacterized. NCBI's taxonomy places the organism in Eukaryota, Fungi, Ascomycota, Sordariomycetes, Glomerellales, Glomerellaceae. The transcript has 3 exons. Bases 1 to 519 code for a protein of 172 amino acids. The record is from RefSeq and is a predicted model, not a curated record.
AUGCUGGUCAGACGCCCAGCCUCGAAGAUACUGUGUUCCAAUUGCAAAUUGCGUCACUUUGUUCGCUCUCAAGCGUUUCCCCUCACCCGUACCGAUACAAGUCGCUUGCUUGCUCCCGCCUUCUCAUAUAGUGAGGCUAGCCUGCCGACAUUCUCUCGUCGACACACAAUCUUCAGUCAAACAAUGACGGACCGCUACAAGCUCAUUUACACCGUGCCAGCUUCCCACUUGGUCGCUACCAAAGACGCCGUCUUCGAAACGGGUGCCGGUGUCUACGACCAGGGCAAAUAUAUUCAAGUGGCCUUCGAACUUACUGGCCAAGGCCAAUUCAGGCCCGUAGCGGCAGCUGGGGCAAACCCUCACACAGGCGCAGUGGACCAACUUGAGCGAGUCCUGGAGUACCGAGUCGAGAUCCUAUGCUCUGACAUAAAUAUUGCGAAAGCCGCUGUGGCAGCCCUCAAAAGCGCACACCCUUACGAAACCCCGGCCUAUGAAGUCUACAAGUUGGAGGACAUUUAG